UUGCUAUGGCAUCGUUCAGGUGCCCACGGGACCCUGGUUCUGCCGGAAAUGUGAAUCUCAGGAGCGAGCAGCCAGGGUGAGGUGUGAGCUGUGCCCACACAAAGACGGGGCAUUGAAGAGGACUGACAAUGGAGGCUGGGCCCAUGUGGUGUGUGCCCUCUACAUCCCUGAAGUGCAGUUUGCCAAUGUGCUCACCAUGGAGCCCAUCGUGCUGCAGUAUGUGCCUCAUGAUCGCUUCAACAAGACCUGUUACAUCUGCGAGGAGCAGGGCCGGGAAAGCAAGGCGGCCUCAGGAGCCUGCAUGACCUGUAACCGCCACGGAUGUCGACAAGCUUUCCACGUCACCUGUGCCCAAAUGGCAGGCCUGCUGUGUGAAGAAGAAGUGCUGGAGGUGGACAACGUCAAGUACUGCGGCUACUGCAAAUACCACUUCAGCAAGAUGAAGACAUCCCGGCACAGCAGUGGUGGGGGAGGAGGUGGAGGCGGUGGCGGCAGCAGCGGGGGCGGUGGCAGCGGCGGCUCAGGAGGAGGCGGCAGUGGCUUCAUCGCUGGCAGGAGGAGCCGGUCAGCCUCGCCUUCCACCCAGCAGGAGAAGCACACCACCCACCACGAGAGGGGCCAGAAGAAGAGUCGAAAGGACAAGGAACGCCUUAAACAGAAGCACAAGAAGCGGCCUGAGUCACCCCCCAGCAUCCUCACCCCACCUGUGGUCCCCACUGCUGACAAGGCCUCCUCGGCUUCCUCCUCCUCCCACCACGAGGCCAGCACUCAGGAGACCUCUGAGAGCAGCAGGGAUUCAAAGGGGAAAAAGUCUUCCAGCCAUAGCCUGAGUCAUAAGGGGAAGAAGCUGAGCAGUGGGAAAGGUGUGAGCAGUCUUACCUCUGCCUCCUCCUCCUCCUCCUCCUCUUCCUCCUCCUCUGGGGGGCCCUUCCAGCCUGCAGUCUCGUCCCUGCAGAGCUCCCCUGACUUCUCUGCAUUCCCCAAACUGGAGCAGCCAGAGGAGGACAAAUACUCCAAGCCCACAGCCCCAACCCCUUCAGCCCCUCCCUCUCCCUCGGCCCCCGAGCCCCCCAAGGCUGACCUCUUUGAGCAGAAGGUGGUCUUCUCUGGCUUUGGGCCCAUCAUGCGCUUCUCUACUACCACCUCCAGCUCGGGCCGGGCCCGGGCCCCCUCCCCUGGGGACUAUAAGUCUCCCCAUGUCUCGGGGUCCGGGACCUCAGCAGGCACCCACAAGCGGAUGCCCUCAUUAAGCGCCACCCCUGCAUCUGCUGAGGAAACCCCUGAAACAGGCCUGAAGGAGAAGAAGCACAAAGCCAGCAAGCGGAGCCGCCAUGGGCCAGGCCGUCCCAAGGGCAGCCGGAACAAGGAGGGCACUGGGGGCCCCACUGUUCCCCCCCUGCCCAGCGCCCAGCUGGCGGGCUUCACUGCCACUGCUGCCUCACCCUUCUCCGGAGGUUCCCUGGUCAGCUCUGGCCUGGGUGGCCUGGCUUCCCGCACCUUUGGGCCUUCUGGGAGCUUGCCCAGCCUGAGCCUGGAGUCUCCCCUGCUGGGGGCAGGCAUCUACACCAGUAAUAAGGACCCCAUCUCCCACAGUGGCGGGAUGCUGCGAGCUGUCUGCAGCACCCCCCUAUCCUCCAGCCUGCUGGGGCCCCCAGGGACCUCAGCCCUGCCCCGCCUCAGCCGCUCCCCAUUCACCAGCACCCUCCCCUCCUCCUCUGCUUCUAUCUCCACCACUCAGGUGUUUUCUCUGGCUGGCUCUACCUUUAGCCUCCCUUCUACCCACAUCUUUGGAACCCCCAUGGGCGCCGUUAACCCCCUCCUCACCCAAGCCGAGAGCAGCCACACAGAGCCAGACCUCGAGGACUGCAGCUUCCGGUGUCGGGGGACCUCCCCCCAGGAGAGUCUGUCUUCCAUGUCCCCCAUCAGCAGCCUUCCUGCACUGUUCGACCAGACAGUGUCUGCGCCCUGCGGGGGCGUGCAAUUAGACCCGGCAGCCCCAGGGACGACUAACAUGGAGCAGCUGCUGGAAAAGCAGGGCGACGGAGAAGCCGGUGUCAACAUCGUGGAGAUGCUGAAGGCGCUGCACGCGCUGCAGAAGGAAAACCAGCGGCUGCAGGAGCAGAUCCUGAGCCUGACGGCCAAGAAAGAACGGCUGCAGAUUCUCAACGUGCAGCUCUCCGUGCCCUUCCCCGCCCUGCCUGCCGCGCUGCCUGCCGCCAACGGCCCUGUCCCUGGGUCCUAUGGCCUGCCUCCCCAAGCCGGCAGCAGCGACUCCUUGAGCACCAGCAAGAGCCCUCCAGGGAAGAACAGUCUCGGCCUGGACAACUCGCUGUCCACGUCUUCCGAGGACCCACACUCAGGCUGCCCAAGCCGCAGCAGCUCGUCGCUGUCCUUCCACAGCACGCCCCCACCGCUGCCCCUGCUCCAGCAGAGCCCUGCCACUAUGCCCCUGGCCCUGCCUGGGGCCCCUGCCCCGCUUCCGCCCCAGCCACAGAAUGGGUUGGGCCGGGCACCUGGGGCAGCGGGACUGGGGGCCAUGCCCAUGGCUGAGGGACUGUUGGGGGGGCUGGCAGGCAGCGGGGGCCUGCCCCUCAAUGGGCUCCUGGGAGGGUUGAAUGGGGCUGCCGCCCCCAACCCUGCGGGCUUGAGCCAAGCUGGCGGGGCCCCCACGUUGCAGCUGCCGGGUUGUCUCAACAGCCUAACAGAGCAGCAGAGACACCUCCUUCAGCAGCAAGAGCAGCAGCUCCAGCAACUCCAGCAGCUCCUUGCCUCCCCACAGCUGACCCCGGAACACCAGACUGUUGUCUACCAGAUGAUCCAGCAGAUCCAGCAGAAGCGGGAGCUGCAGCGGCUGCAGAUGGCUGGGAGUUCCCAGCUGCCCAUGGCCAGCCUGCUGGCAGGAAGCUCCACCCCGCUGCUGUCAGCGGGCACCCCUGGCCUGCUGCCCGCAGCGCCUGCCCCCCCACUGCUGCCUGCUGGAGCCCUGGUGGCACCCUCACUGGGCAACAGCACAAGUCUCAUGGCUGCAGCAGCCGCAGCUGCUGCAGUAGCAGCAGCAGGCGGACCUCCAGUCCUCACUGCCCAGACCAACCCCUUCCUCAGCCUGUCGGGGGCAGAUGGCAGUGGCAGUGGCCCCAAAGGAGGGACCGCUGACAAAGGAACCUCAGCCAACCAAGAAAAAGGCUAAAAUCACCCAUAUCCCUCUUGAUCCCCCAAGUGGAGGGGCAGAUCCUGGCCUGAGGGUCCUAGCCUGGAGCAGGCACCUGCGCCCAGACACUGGAGAGCCCUGGCCCAGAGCCUGUGCUGAGGCCCAGGAAGUGUGGGGAGCUCCUGGUGCCGAGGAUUGAGACUGAGGGGGAGCCCCUUCCAUCUGGCCCCUCCCCUCUCUGUACUGUCCCCUUUGGGAGAGCUCAGAGGUAGGACAGGCUCCAAGACUGUCUAGGAGCCCCCACCCUCAGCAAAUGUUUUGAGGUCCCCCAGAGAGCGAGUGGGCCAUGGCAUAAGUGGGGGGGUUGGUUGGACCCGCCACAUAAGAUGGAUCAGCACUUGCAUGGGGACAAGUGGAGGGAUAGGCCCUGGGCCUGUCCCUGCGUGUAUGUCUUUUAUGGAAGAAGGGCUGGCCCAACUUUACCUGCCGUUUCUUCCUAGCUUGGGCAAAUGGCAGAAAGGGUCCCUUGGACUGUUUCUCACCAUCCCCACCCCCCACCAAGGGUCACAAGCUGAGCUUGUAAAAGCCCACAGAUGUAGGGGGCUGAGGAAGGGGCAGGAGAGCAUCAAACUCAGCCCAAGCCUCCCCUACCUCUCGAGGGCCCCAGUGAUGGGGGGGCAGGUGCGGGGACUCAGCCGCCCUUGGCGCCCUGCCCCUUGUUUGCACUAUUGGUUAUAGGAGUGCUGAGGGCGGGCAGAUGGAGCAGCCUGCCUCAGAGCGCGAGUGCACGCGUGUGCGCCUGUGCGCCUGUGCCUGUGUCUCUGUCUGUCUGUCUGCCCUGGGCCUGGGGCAGCCAAGGGCACGGACAGGGGCAGAGGUCAGGUGAAGCCGCACCCAAGGGGGGAGCUCCCAGCUCUUGUUUGCACCGUCCCCACCUCACCAACUUUGGUCCCUUUCUGGGGCAUGAAUGGUUAACAAAAACCGGAACAGUACUCCAAUAUUGGAGAGUAACUGGGGGUUGGGGGCUUUGAAUCAGGGUAAUAAUCCUGCCUUCUCCCCAGACCCCACAUGGUCUCAGGGCCCCCUCAGGGCCCCCCUACCCCCACUGAUAGUUUGGUCUUUCUUCCCUGGCACAAGGGGAGCCCCAGAAAUUGGGGGAGGGUGUGGGGGGCGGGCUAAAGUGCCACUUCUUUUAGCAAAAGCCUCCCUCCCAGGAUUAACCAGCCUGACGCCUGCACCCCACCCCCACCCUGUCAACCAGGGGAGCCCCUUCAGCUGACCCAAUAACUGUCCCCUCACCCACCAGCUAUUUCCCCGGGGUGUAGUGGGCAAUUCUCACCUUAAAGUAGUCCUCACCUGUCCAGGGCCUUUGGUGGCCAAGGCUGAGUGGGACAGUCGGAGGGGAAGCCUGUGUCCCUGUUUGAGUUGCACUGGGGUUGGAGCCAAGGGCAGGCCUUUCCAGCUUUCCCUGAUGUCUGUGUCUUGUCAGUCUCUGCAUGUGUGGAUUUUUGUGUGUGUGUUUUUGUUUGGGUUUUUGUUGUUGGGGUUGUUUUGUUUUUUGUUUUUAAAUAAAGAAAAGAAGAUGUGUAUAUUUUUGGCAAUGACAGAAACGUAGUGCAGAUAUAUUUUUGCCUGUGCUGCUCAACUGUUUUUUUUUCUGAUACUGAAAAUAAUAUUAAUAUUCCUGUUGAUAAGACUUUCUGAGAUGUUAGGGAGCUGACAAUGGAGGGGGUGGGUGGGACUCCUUCAAAGGCAACUUCUUAGGCACUUGCAAGGGCUUGGGGGAGGGGGAAGGCAG
This is a messenger RNA of Galeopterus variegatus (Sunda flying lemur), 4946 nucleotides long. RefSeq names its product myeloid/lymphoid or mixed-lineage leukemia (trithorax homolog, Drosophila); translocated to, 6 (gene MLLT6). The transcript has 19 exons. NCBI's taxonomy places the organism in Eukaryota, Metazoa, Chordata, Mammalia, Dermoptera, Cynocephalidae. Gene Ontology annotation, cellular component: nucleus. The record is from RefSeq and is a predicted model, not a curated record. Gene Ontology annotation, molecular function: nucleosome binding; histone binding. Gene Ontology annotation, biological process: regulation of transcription by RNA polymerase II. The coding region runs from base 197 to 3187 and encodes 996 amino acids.